This is a messenger RNA of Aspergillus nidulans FGSC A4, 1952 nucleotides long. Its product is annotated as choline/carnitine O-acyltransferase. The record is from RefSeq and is a predicted model, not a curated record. NCBI's taxonomy places the organism in Eukaryota, Fungi, Ascomycota, Eurotiomycetes, Eurotiales, Aspergillaceae. Gene Ontology annotation, molecular function: acyltransferase activity. Bases 1 to 1890 code for a protein of 629 amino acids. The transcript has 3 exons.
AUGCAGGCUCCUAUGCAGACGUCUGAGGUUCUGGACGCGCCGAGUCUUUCUCACCUGGUGAAAUUGAUUGUACAGAGGUCCAGGCUUGUGCAAAAGGAAUCAUCAUCAGCGCCAAAUGAAAUUUCUUCUGCUAGAGAUCAGACAGACACUGUGGAGAAAAAAAGGGCUACUACUACCAGCCCACUCCCUCCCCUUCCUAUCCCAGAACUCAGAGCCAUCAUUAAUAGACAUCUCUCCUAUCUGCGAGCCUUUGCAACGGACCAAGAGUUCCAGGAAACAGUUCGAUUCGCGUCAGACUUCCAGACGCCAGGUAGUAUUGGAAGACGUCUAUACGACCGCUUGCAAGUUAUGAAGGCAGCCAAUCCAGAUACAUGGUAUCACGAUUUAUACCUCCAAAACCAAUACCUCGUUCGCAAUGGUCCCCUCGCCCCCUAUAUGACCUUCUUCUUCACGCACCCGGUUAAUAUCGGAAGACACUCGCAAGCGGAACGGGCAGCCCUCAUUGCGUCAACGGUUAUCCGGUAUAAGUUUUGCCUGGAAAACGGCCAGAUCCAACCCCGACUUGUCAACGAGCAGCCGCAGUGCAUGGACCUAUACAAGUAUAUGUUUAAUACGGUCCGUGAGCCCACGCUGGGUGUAGAUCUUAUGAGUCGGUAUCCCGGAAACGAUUACUUUGUGGUCUUGCGGCGUGGGCAUGUCUACAAGGUCGAGUUUGAUUCGUCAGCACAACAUGCCCAAUAUGAGAGGCUGGAGAGAAUCUUCCAGACCAUCCUCGACACGCGGAUAGACGAGGUCGACUGGCUUGGAGUCCUAACUACAGCGGAUCGUAUUUCAUGGGCAAAGACUCGGCAUGAAUUUAUGCACCUUAGUGAGGAGAACGCAUCGUAUAUUCGAACCAUCGAGCAAUCCGCGUUUGUUGUCUGUUUGGACGAUGGCUCUCCCGAGACACCAGAAGAGCGAGGUCGCCAUUUCCAUUUCUUAGACGGCUCCAAUCGCUGGCAUGACAAACCGAUUGAGUUCAUCAUCGCGGCCAACGGGGCCUCUGGUGUUCUAGGCGACCAUACUGGGCUUGAUGCAGGCACUGUCCAUGAGCUGAACACCGAGAUUGCGGAGGCAAUCCGUCGCCACCAGGACAGACGAACGCUGUCUAACGGAACUUCUUGCGAAGUUACGGUACACCCGGUUCGAUAUUCAGCAAUCUCUCCCGGAAUCGAGGCUCGUAUACACGAGACGCGCUCUAUAUAUACGGCCGCCAUCUCCAGCCGAGAGCAUCGAUACACGACGUGGACCGGGUACGGCUCGUCGCUGAUGAAGGCAUAUAAGAUCCCAGCCAACAGUGCAUUCCAGCUUGUGGUCCAACUGGCAGGGCGAUACUACUUCGGACAGACCUCUCCGUGCUGGGAGACAGUGCUCCAGUCCAACUUCCACACGGGCCGGGUAGAAAUUAACCAAGUAGUCACGGCGCAGGUUGCGGCGUUCGUGGACGCCGCUGCAGAGGCCGUUCCACUGUCGGAUUGCAGACAGCUACUCCUUGAGGCGGCUCGAGCCCAUUCGAGCGCUGUGCUGGCUUGCACGCGAGCGGGCGGAUCGGAUCGAUUUCUCUCCAUGAUGCGAGAAAUUGUUGAGGCCGACGAGCAGGAGCCGGAGCUGUAUCAUGACCCAGUCUAUAAGAGGGCACGGCCGCGGAAGUUCAUCAGCAAUUGCUUUACGACGGGUAUGGCUGAAAAUGGAUGCUGCUUGCGAGAAGACGAUGGGAUCUGGUUGCAUUUUGAGGUUGAGCCUGAAAGCGUCAAAUACUCCAUCCUCGGGCCUGCGGGGGACACAACGAGGUUCUGCGACAGUCUAGCGAGGGCCGCUGAAAAGGUUUGGGAUAUACUUCAAGCAGCAUAGCAUUUUGUCAUCUAUAACAAAUGAAUUACUUCAACUUCGAAGGAAUAGUAUGGAAUAAAACG